This is a messenger RNA of Oryzias melastigma (Indian medaka), 6197 nucleotides long. It is a transcript of the gene mn1b, whose product is annotated as meningioma 1b. Bases 1314 to 5078 code for a protein of 1254 amino acids. Gene Ontology annotation, biological process: regulation of DNA-templated transcription. The record is from RefSeq and is a predicted model, not a curated record. Lineage: Eukaryota; Metazoa; Chordata; Actinopteri; Beloniformes; Adrianichthyidae. The transcript is spliced from 2 exons.
GACAGAAAAGUCGCAUUUCACAGCUGGUUAAAAACAAACAUCCAAUUCCAAUCCUGUCCUCGGUUCCAAACAGCAACACUUUUUUAAGUGAAAGCCAUUUCUAAGAUCCGAUUUACACGUAAGAGUUUAUGAGUUCAUUGACUCGGUGGACCACCUUAACAGCGCUCGGCCCGCCCCCGGAGCUGGCUGUGGUCUCUGUGAUUGGCUGGGACCUCUCGCAUGGAAGUGGCAGCAGAAAUGCAAAACUUGUUGCUGGCUCCUCCAGACGCGUUGAUCUCACACAGCGCCGAGCGAGCGGCAGAGCGGAGUGCGUCUGCGGAUCGUUCCCCGGGGCGCGCUCACACCUCACCACAGAGCAGACGGACACAUGACGGGACGCACCGAGAGGACGUAAGGCGCGGAGCUUCAGUGCACAGGAGGAUGCUUCCAGGCGGCACGCUGUACGUGGAGUGCGGGUAGUGCGCGCCACGCUGCUCCGGGCUCGGGUCUCCAAAAAAAAAACGCACGCUCGGAUUCUCCGGCACCGGGUUGGAGCGCCCAGUUUGUGGACUUGUGAGCACUCUGGACUUUUGGUUGUAAGCCCAACGGACAUUUUUAUUUUUUACAUUUUAUUUUUUACUGACUUUUUCAAGGACAAAAGUGGGCAGCGUGUCUUCUAAGACUGAUUUUUACGCGCAAACCCACAGAAGCAGAUCUCGCUCCACGGCUCCACGUUCCAUUUUCCUGCAGUUUCCAGCAUGGGACCAUAACAGAAAAUAAUAAUAAUUAAAAAAGAAAACGAACUUUGGACAUUUAUCAAGAUAAAAUAAUGAAUUCAUGAGAAAACAAAAAGCGUUGUCCUGUGUUUGAUCUCAUCCAGCCUUUGCGCCCUCCUGUUAGUUUGUUUAGUGGCAGUUUUGUGUGCUUGCGCUGUAGAAGUGCGCACAGAGAAAAUGCUCAGGAGUGUGAGAUUUUACGCAACAGUGCUUCAUUUUUUGUCUGAUCAAAUGUAAAAAAAGAAAAGAAAAAAAGGAUUGUAGUGGCUUGUACGCAUUCAUGCAGGAGCAGGCGCGCAGCCUGCGUGCGUAUUUGGACACGGUCUGUCCCCUGUCUGCUCCGCGUCCUUGGAGAACUUAAGAAAAAAAAAGAUUUAUUCACUUUAAUGAAAGUGUUGACAGUUAAACUUUACUAAGUGUUUUAUUAUCAGUGUGAUACAAACAUUUCAAUAGCCUGUUGUGUAUCAGUUUUUUCUUGUUUUGCUUUUGGGGACAGACAAAAAAAAAAAAAAACUGUCUGGCAAACUCGCCGUCAUGUGGGAUUGAUUGCAGAGGAGUAUGUUUGGGCUGGAGCAGUUUGGUUCUCAAAUUAAUAGCAGAAACCCUGGCCAGUCAGAGAGAAACAUAAACCAACAAAGGAUGAACAUGGGCUCCCAUUAUAAAAGCCCAGGCUUUCAUGCUGGAGGCCCUCCCGGAGCCGUGGAGCCAGGCAUGGGCCCUAUGAGUGAACCGCAAAUGCUGGGGCUCAACAUGAACAUGAACGGAGAACCCUAUGGAGGGUUUCACCCACGGGGACACCCAGACAUGCACGCAGGCGGCGGGCUCCAGCAGCAGCAGCAGCAGCAAGGACCGAUGCAUGGAUUUUUUAACAACCAGCAACCUCAUCAAGGACAUCCACACGGCCAUCCACCUCACCCCCACCAACAUCACCCUCACUUCAGUGGAAGUUUUGGAGGCCCUGAGCCAGGGUCAUCCUGCCUGCAUGGUGGCAGGCUAAUGGGCUACAACAACAAUGGCAUGGGACCACAGCAGGGCUUUGGAGAAGGAUUUGAUCCUCACGCUGAAGGGCCGGCAGGGGAUGGCUUCCCCCAGCCGCAGACGCAGCAGCAGAGGCCGGGUAACCUUCCUGACUUUCAACAUCACGGGCCUCCCAGUGGCAACGCCGCCGUCCCCGCACCCUGCCUCCCCUUGGACCAAUCACCCAACAGAGCUGCAUCCUUCCAUGGUCUUCCUUCAUCCUCAUCCACCUCAUCCGAGCCACACGGUUUGGAGCAUCGGCGCAUCCCAAACCAGGGAGCCGUGGAGGGAUUAGAGUACAACUUCCCAAGUGAGCCUGCGUCUGGACAUUUUGAUGUACCUGUGUUCUCUCCAUCAGAGUCAGAAUCUCAGUUACCGCAUUUUGGGCCGGGUAGGCCUGUUCCCAGUGGAAGUUUUCCAGGAAAUCCGGGCAUGCCACGGACACCAGGCAUGCAGGGCAUAUCUAAGGGACACCAGCCUCCGCCGCCGCCCCAGCAGCCUCAGCACGGGGUGUUCUUUGAACGUUUCGGAAACGGCCGGAAAGUGCCUGUGGGAAUGGAGCCGGGGGUCAACACAAGACAUCCCCUCAUGCAGCAGCAACAACACGCUGGCUUGAUAGCCAGACAGAACUCGUGCCCCCCUGGCCUCCCCCGACCCCCCCAGACUGAACCCGGCCCCACUAACUCUAACAUUCUAGAUGGAGGGGUCAUGAUGCCUGGCCAACAUAACCAAUUUGAAUAUCCCAUUCACAGACUGGAAAAUAGAGGUUUGCACCCCUAUGGGGACCCAAUGUUUAAUAUGCAACAGCCUGCUCCUCCUCCCUCCCAACAGCCCCCGAAUCAGAGGCUGCAACACUUUGACUCUCCUUACAUUAACAUGGCGAAGCGGCCCCGAUUUGAUUUCCCAAACACACAUAGCGGUGAAGGCUGGUGCAACUCCAUGGAAAACCACCUCUCUCCGUCUGCAUAUCCAGGCCUUCCUGGAGAGUUCACCCCACCCGUGAACGAAGGUUUCGCUCCGGGUCCCCUGCAGCACCCGGGACCCGAGCCACAGUCUCUGCAGCAGCGUCAGAACGCAGCCAUGAUGAUAAAACAGAUGGCGUCACGCAACCAGCAGCAGAGGAUGAGGCAGCCCAGUCUGCAGCAGUUGGGUCAUCAUGGCGAGGUCCCUCCUGGCCCUCUGGCUCAUGGGGCCCCGGUUGGGAGCAUGCCUCAGCCCAACUUUGAGAGGGAGAACAGUGGCAGGAUGCCCAACAUCGAUGGACAAAAUCCUCAUGUAACUCAGGAGAACUCCUGGUUUCAGGGGUCCCACCCACCAGGAGAAAUGAUGUCACGGCGCAUGGGUGGAGCAGGUAAUGAGUCAGGGCCUCACGACUUAGGACUGCAGCAGAACGGGGCUGGGAUGAUGUUCAGGCCAGGCAUCGGGAUGCAGGAGCCCAUGAGAAUAGCAGGAGACGGACAUGUACAGAACCUGCACUCCCCUGGCAUGCACUCCCAGUUCAGUGGGAACAUGGGCAACCUCUCCCAGAUGCAGUCUCCAGGAGCAGGACAUCCGAACGCACCAGCAGAGAGGAGGCCGGCUGACUUUCCUGCAGCUCCUAUGGGAGCACAGCCAACAUUUUCCUAUGGGGGGGCUAACCGACAGGGGCCAGCACAUAGUGCUCCUCAGGGGGUGAACACCUCACCAGGGAGCUACCCCCCUCCGUCUGAGUUCCCCUCAGGCCAGCGGUCAUCUGUUAGUAAGCUCGGAGCUCUGUCCCUCGGGAACUUCACCAAAACCAGCACUAAGGACAGUGUUUUUGGUCAGAGCUGCCUCGCAGCGCUGUCCACGGCCUGCCAGAACAUGAUCGCCAGUUUAGGGGCUCCCAAUCUAAACGUAACAUUCAACAAGAAGAACCAAAACGAGGGCAAGAGAAAACUAAGUCAGACAGAACAGGACAUUAAUAGCAACACGUCGAAUGGGACGGGCAGUGCUGGUCCAGAAUAUUUUCAAAGCAGCACUUCCCAGAACAGCCAGAUGCCUGGCACCGGGAAUAGCAACUCUAAGCCUGCAAGUCAAAGUCAGACGGUGCAGGGGGAAGCCAGUGCCCUCUCCCCAAACUACAACAUGGACGCUACCCCGUGCAGUGAGGGUAAGACAACAACAGGGAAUGGGAGAGGGAGAGGGAGGAGAAAAAGAGACAGCGGACAUGUCAGCCCUGGAAUUUUUUUUUCCUCUGAUAACGGAAACCCUGUUGUGAGUCCAGGCCAGCAGACCCCCUCAGCUGGCCUUGGGGAGAGGGGUGGGGGCACACCCCAUGAGAAACACCUCCAGUCCCCCUCUUGGGGGAAAGGGGGCGACUUAAUUUUGGGGGACCAAGCUGACCUCAUGUCGUCUUUAGACAGCGGCAUUCAAAGUGUCGCUGCCAAGUCUGAUAGUAGUUCGCCCAGAGUGGACUUUCCUGACGAUGUCAGCACCCACUACGGCAACGAGGACGAGGUGUCAUCCAGCUCGGAUGCAGGAGGGGCCUCCACCAGCAAGCCCAAUCGCAGCCCCAUGAUCGGUGGCUCGCCUAAGAUGCAGAGGAGCGACCAGCACGGACAGUUAAACGGACAAAAACCCCACGGCAUGGCCAUCAAUAAUCAUACUACCUCCACACCAGAAAGCUACGGACUGAAUUCUGGUGUGAGCACAGGUGCCAGUGGGGUGAGCCAUCCAGGCACACCUGGAGUGGAGCAGGUACGCACGCCAUCCAGCACCUCAGGCCAGGAAGAAAUCCACCCUCUGGAGAUUCUGCAGGCCCAAAUCCAGCUGCAGCGGCAGCAGUUCAGCAUCUCAGAAGACCAGCCCCUGGCCAUGAAGAAUGGCAAGAAGAGUGGCGACUGUCCCUCGCAGAACGGAGACAACGAGCUGGCAAGCUGCAGCCCGGAUGCUGGGAAGGGCUCAAUGGGCACUAUUGACCUUGACACCCUCAUGGCAGAGCAGCACGCCACCUGGUACGUGCCCAGCGACAAGGCAAUGAUGGACGGGUCAGAAGACGACAAGGCCAUGGCAUCCUGGGAAAAAAAUAAAAGCCAAAACAACUGUAAAGAAGAAUCGGAGCUCUGCCAGAGUAAAGCUGGAGCUGCAACCUCGGGAGCUGGAGGAGGAGGAGGAGGCGGCGGAGGAGGAGGAGGAGGUGGAGGAAGCCACCUGCAGUGCCUGUCCGUCCACUGCACCGACGAGUUGGGGGACAGUAAAGGGCGAGGGGCGCCUGUCUCCUCUUGGCGCUCGCUCCACUCUGAUAUUUCAAACCGAUUCGGGACGUUUGUGGCAGCGCUGACUUGAGCAAAAGAGGAGUAAAGACGGACGUAGAGAAACAGCAGCAGACGGCGGCGAUGGUUUGUCUGCCGGCUCGACAGAGACAUUUGACGCUCAUCAAUGCAAACUUAAACACACGCGCACGCAACCCACACACAUAAAACGCCAUGUUAUUUUCUGAAACAUGCAGCCGCAUGUCAGACAGCUUACAUGCUGCUGGACGGUGCAGCGUGGACCUGACUCGACGGUCUCCACAUCUGGAAAAACCUCAAAUCAUUUUUUUUCUCUUAUUUUCUUUGUUGGAAAAAAAAUAUGAGAAGGAGGAGAACUACACAAAGAGAGGGCAGUUGUCAUUGGCUUUGAUUGUAUGCCGGUGUUUAGUAAAAGUGAUGCAAUUUCAACUUCAUGAUUUCCCCUUUUUUCCUUUUUGAGUCCUGCCGGUUGUAAUGCACACUUAAUGUGCGUAUUAUACCCCUGGUGGAGGCAAUUGAUGCCCAUUUGAAGUCGAAAAUAGUUUCUCUUAAAUUCACAGGGUCUUACAAGUUUGUAUCACUGAGUCGGAUGAGAACAGCAAAGCAGCGAGAGGGAAUAUGCAUGAAUGUAACAGUUUCUUGUAAACGCAUUGCGUCCUUCGUUAAGUCAAAAGUUAGCCUCUGUGAUCUGCUGCUCUCAGACCUAACACCCACUAAACUUCUUUGUUAUUAUUAUUUUUUUAAGAUGGAAAAUGUGUUUCCUUCAUUCUCUUUUCUUGUCCUUCAUCUUCACACUGUGUGAGUUCAGCUGCUUGUAUACAGUUCAGCCAAUGGGAACUGAGAAGUGGUGGAGGUCAGGGGUUUAUUCAGUGAGGGAUUAUAAAAAACAAACAAACAAAAAAAAGGUUGUUGGUAUUGCACAUGUAUAAUAAAGAGAAAAAUUUGCUGUGUGUUAGGCAAUCUUGUAAUCUUUAAAUAAAGCUUCUGUUAAAUUUGAAUUUCUCAAACAAUAGAUGGAGGACUGUGACGGCAAUUUACAAACAGAUUUUUUUUUUUGUUGUUUCCUUUUUUUAAUAAUAUGUAAAGUGCAGUCGUCUGUUUUCCUUCAUAUUGUAUAUAUCUGUAUAUGUUUUAUUGAGUAACUAAAUAACAAUAAAUAUGAUGUUAAAGGUGA